Messenger RNA from Cynara cardunculus var. scolymus (artichoke), 910 nucleotides. RefSeq names its product ras-related protein RHN1-like. The record is from RefSeq and is a predicted model, not a curated record. The transcript has 8 exons. Bases 158 to 763 code for a protein of 201 amino acids. Lineage: Eukaryota; Viridiplantae; Streptophyta; Magnoliopsida; Asterales; Asteraceae. Gene Ontology annotation, molecular function: GTP binding; GTPase activity.
CGACAGCCAUUGACGUGGAGUAUCAGUCGAUACUCAAAAAUAAAAGCGAAAUACCUAAACAUUUCAACUUGUUCGCCAUUAUCAUCAUUUUUCUUCUAGGAUUCUUCCCCCUCUGAUCUGCGUCGAAAUUUCCGUCAAUUUCUAUAUCAAUCUGGCAAUGGUGGGAGGCAACAACAGUAAGAACAUACAAGCAAAGCUGGUGCUCCUCGGAGACAUGGGAACGGGGAAAACAAGUAUGGUUAUGAGAUUUGUAAAAGGCCAAUUUUAUGAGUAUCAGGAGUCCACGAUUGGAGCCGCAUUUUUCACACAGGUUUUAUCGAUAAAUAAAAGUAGCGUAAAGUUUGAUAUAUGGGACACGGCUGGACAAGAACGUUAUCAUAGCUUAGCUCCAAUGUACUAUCGUGGUGCAGCUGCUGCUGUUGUGAUUUAUGGUAUCACCACCAUGGUUUCCUUUCAGCGAGCAAAGAAAUGGAUUGAGGAACUACAAAGACAAGGGGACCCACAUUUGGUUAAGGUUUUGGUGGCCAACAAAGCAGACUUGGAUACAAAAAGAGAGGUUCAGAUUGAGGAGGGGAAGCGGUACGCUAUAGAAAAUGGGUUGCAUUUUUUUGAGACUUCUGCAAAAACGGGCGAGAACAUAAACGAGCUCUUCUAUGAAAUAGCAAAGAGGGUUGCACAAGCUGCCCCUUCAAAUCCGAGUGGAAUGAAACUACAAAGCGUAACACAAGAGAAAGGAAGAAGUUCAUUCUGCUGCACUUCAUGAAACUCCAGUCCGUUAAAUGUGACUACUUGACGGGGGGACAUGACAUCAGAGCUGAAAUACGAUGCACGUAUUGAGGUGUAUUCCGUGUAUAUAUAGACUGUAUAUAUAUGAUGUACAAUGCAACUUAAUUCAUAGCUACUUAAUUCU